Messenger RNA from Labeo rohita (rohu), 3581 nucleotides. RefSeq names its product receptor tyrosine kinase-like orphan receptor 2 (gene ror2). Gene Ontology annotation, biological process: multicellular organism development; cell surface receptor protein tyrosine kinase signaling pathway; protein phosphorylation. The transcript has 9 exons. The coding region runs from base 303 to 3119 and encodes 938 amino acids. The record is from RefSeq and is a predicted model, not a curated record. Gene Ontology annotation, molecular function: transmembrane receptor protein tyrosine kinase activity; protein binding; ATP binding. Lineage: Eukaryota; Metazoa; Chordata; Actinopteri; Cypriniformes; Cyprinidae. Gene Ontology annotation, cellular component: signaling receptor complex.
AUUCGCUUCCCUCCCUUGGGAAGGAUCCGUCCUACGUCACGAGGAGCUGGAGUUACUCGUUCACUUUUCUAUUAGGAGACUUUUGGGACACUUGAGCGGGAUCAGCGGCGCUCGACGAACACCUUUCGAACGAGCGGGAUGAAACGCGUUAUUCUUUUGCAAACGAACCAUCAAAAAGAGUUUCAUUCACUGCACACUUGAGACAAAACGCGCUUUGUUCACACGCACAAACUCACUUAUCACUUGAGGAGAAAUUUGGAAGUUGUAUCGCACUGAUUCCUGAAUCCAGCUGCAUCAGAGGAAUGUUCCCUGUAAGGAUGUACACACUAAGGAUUACGCCUAGAAGUCAUCUUUUGCUGAUAUCCGUCCUCCUCACAACAUUUGCACGCACAGUGGCUGACGUGAAUCUGUCGGACUCUGGAGAGAUCGAGGCUAUAGCUGAGGCCCAAAGUGGAGGACUGCCAACAGCUGAAGGUUACUUCCUGGAGUUUGUGGAGCCGCCAAACAAUAUAACUAUAGUGCAGGGCCAGACGGCCACUUUACACUGCAAAGUGGCGGGCUACCCGCGGCCCAGCAUCCGCUGGCUUAAGAACGACGCCCCUGUGGUGCAGGAGCAGGGCCGAAUCUCCAUCCGCAAGACAGAGGCGGGAUCCAAGCUCCGCAUUCAAGACCUGGACACCACCGACACCGGAUACUACCAGUGUGUGGCUUCAAACUCCAUCAAAGUCAUUUCGGCUACUGGAGUGCUCUAUGUGCGACUGGGGAGUGGAGGACAAUCUCCGGCCCAUGGAGGAGAGGAUUCGACGCAUGAGAAGGGCUUCUGCCAGCCGUACCGAGGCAUUGCUUGCGCUCGAUUCAUAGGGAACAGGAGCAUCUAUGUGGAGUCUCUGCAGAUGCAGGGAGAAAGUGAAAACCGCAUCACUGCUGCGUUCACCAUGAUUGGCACCUCUACCCAGCUAUCAGACCAGUGCUCUGAAUUUGCCAUCCCGUCCUUCUGCUAUUACGUCUUCCCGUUAUGCGAGGAGGGCACCAGAGGUCCACGACAGCGCCAGCUCUGCCGUGACGAGUGCGAGGCUUUAGAGAACGACUUGUGCAAUGCGGAGUACACCAUCGCACGCUCCAACCCUCUCAUCCUCAUGCAGCUCGAGCUGCCCGUGUGCAACCUGCUUCCCCACCCUGGCUCGCCCGAAGCUGCCAGCUGCAUUCGCAUCGGCCUGCCACCGCAAUAUUCACCCCCAAAUCACAGCUGUUACAACGGAAGCGGCGCCAACUAUAAAGGCACGGUCAGCGUCACGAAAUCAGGCUACCAGUGCCAGCCGUGGAGUGCACAGUAUCCACACAAUCAUCAUCUGAUGCCGACAGAGUAUCCUGAACUCAGAGGGGGCCACAAUUUCUGCAGGAACCCCGGAGGGCAAAUGGAGAGCCCUUGGUGUUUCACGUUGGACCCUAAUGUUCGAGUGGACAUGUGUGACAUUCAACCCUGCAAGCCUCCAGAGAAGAUGAAAAAGGAGAUACUGUACAUCUUAAUCCCCAGUAUAGCCACCCCUCUUGUUAUUGCCUGCUUAUUCUUCUUGAUCUGCAUGUGUCGCAACAAACAAAAGGAGUCUGCUGACACCCCUACUCGCCGACAACUCACUGCCUCACCGAGUCAAGAAAUGGAGCUGCCUCUGCUUAACCAGCACAAGCAUCAGGGAAAGCUACGAGAACUCAACCUUUCUGCAGUUCGAUUCAUGGAAGAGCUUGGAGAGGACCGUUUCGGAAAAGUCUACAAGGGUCAUCUCUAUGGUACAGCUCCAGGUGAACAGACCCAAGUAGUAGCCAUAAAGACCGUCAAAGACAAAGACGAGGGACCUCUAAGGGAAGAGUUCCGGCACGAGGCCAUGCUCCGGUCUCGCUUGCAGCACCCCAACAUCGUCUGCCUUUUGGGUGUGAUAACCAAAGAACAGCCCAUGAGCAUGAUCUUCAGCUAUUCGGGGCACGGUGACCUCCACGAGUUCCUGGUCAUGCGAUCCCCACAUUCAGACGUGGGCAGCUCUGAUGAUGACAAAACGGUCAAAUCCACUCUGGAACAAGCAGACUUCCUACACAUUGUCACGCAGAUAGCAGCCGGGAUGGAGUAUCUUUCCAGCCACCACGUUGUACACAAAGAUCUAGCUGCUCGGAACAUCCUGGUGUGCGACAAGCUCAACGUGAAGAUCCUGGACCUUGGGUUGUUCCGUGAGGUCUAUUCGGCCGACUACUACAAGCUAAUGAGCACCAGUCCCUUCCCAAUCCGCUGGAUGUCCCCGGAAGCCAUAUUGUACGGGAAGUUCUCCACCGAUUCAGACAUCUGGUCCUACGGCGUGGUUCUGUGGGAGAUAUUCAGCUAUGGCCUUCAGCCGUACUGCGGCUAUUCCAACCAGGAUGUGAUUGAGAUGGUACGCAACAGACAAGUCCUUUCCUGCCCAGAUGACUGUCCAGCCUGGAUCUACACGCUGAUGCUAGAGUGCUGGAACGAGUUCCCCGCGAGAAGGCCACGGUUCAAAGACAUUCAUGCACGCUUGCGCACUUGGGAGAGCUUGUCCAACUACAACAGCUCGGCGCAAACCUCAGGAGCGAGCAACACCACUCAAACCAGCUCCCUCAGCACAAGCCCGGUCAGCAACAUCAGCAAUGCCCGCUACGUCAGCCCCAAAAAGUCUUCCCCCUUUCCUCAACCUCAGUUUGUGUCCAUGAAGGGCCAGAUGCGCCCAAUGGUGCCGCCCCAGCUCUACAUCCCAGUCAACGGCUACCAGCCGAUGCCGGCGUAUCCGUACAUGCAGAACUUCUACCCCAUGCAGAUCCCCAUGCAGAUGCCUCCACAGCAGUUGCACCCACAGUUGGUCGCCAAGGCUGGAUCGCAUCACAGCGGCAGCGGCUCCACCAGCACCGGCUAUGUGACCACCGCACCCUCCAACGGAUCUGGCACGGAUAAGGCCGCCCUUAUGAAUGAAGACCUAAAGGCGACAGAAGAGGAUUUCGCGGACGGAGCUUCUCAAAGUGGCAUGCACAACGAGGACCUUUCUGUUCCAGAGACAGAGCUCCUCGGGGACAAUGACAGCCCGCAGAUAGAGGACAAUGAUAUCAACUUGGAAGCGUAGACGAUCUUUUAGAUCGGUUAGAUGAGAAGACUCAUUCUUCGAAACUUGUACAGGUUUAAAAAGUGAAGGGAAGCCAGUGAAUGACACAUGGACGUAGUGUUAUUUAUGGGUUUUUUGUUUUAGCCGCAGCCAGUGGUGGAUAAACACAUCGUGCUGUUGGAGAUAUUUUUAUAAGAACUGUCAGCUUCACCCAUGAGCUGCAAUUUUUAUAGUCUAUGAUGAAGAAUCAAGCUUUUCAGCAGAUAUCUUGUUGGUUUGGUUGUUUUUAAUCACGUUGCAAAGCUAUUCAGAAGAAUGCAUGUUCUUACUGUUGCUGUGCAACAUGAAACAUCAUUUCAAGCAUUUUGUGGGUACCAUUCAUUAACCACUUCACAGUUGGCGGUGUCAUUGAGAACAAGUCAUUAAUUGAGCCUUUAGGCUUUGCAUUAUUAAAUGUAUUUCUUGCUUGAGGGCUUUGGUAAA